GCAUCGAAGAGGCUCAGUGUAAGAGAGGCGUCGGUGGAGGACGCAGUGGUGACGAACUCUUUCGAGAAGUGAGAAGAGAAGAGCGUGUGCGCGAGGGAGGAGAAUCGAGGGAGACAGAGAGAGAAAGAGACGUAAGAGGGGAGGGGAGGCGCACACCGACGUCCGAACGAUCUCUCACGAACGAACGAUCGACUGAAAUUACUUUUUCUUGCAUUAACCCCUACGUCCUUUUUUUCGUAACCCCCACGAAAACGAGUUCGCUCGUUCUUUUCCUUCGACCCCUCUUCCCUUCCCCACCAUAAAACUUACCUUCCCUCCCUUUUUCUUUUAUUAUUAUUUUUUUUUCUUCGACGACGAAACGAAUAACUGAACGAAAUAACCGAUACCUCGAGCUAUGGCAGCCACCGCCAUGGAUCCAGUCGACAUUGCAAAUAUCCUCGCGCAGGAACUGCUUUACCAGCAGCUCGUUUCCCUGGACGGACUGCACAGCGGAGUGCCGACCAGGACGACGCCGACGUUGACGCCGACGACGCUCCGUAGCAUCGAGCAGACGUUUCUAGAGCUGACCAGCGAGUCAGCGUCGCAUAGUCGCGAGGCAGGGUUCGUCCCGCCUUUGGUGGAACCCUCGCAGCCGACGCCGGCACAAACGCAAAAUACGACGGCGCACCACGUUGUUACCACCACCGCCGCCGCCCCCGUGGCAACCAACACCACCCUCGUGGAGAGCCAACAGACUCGGCCACAGCUGCCGGCGAGGCGCAACAUGGGCGGUAGACGGCCCACCAGGACGAUUGGCAUGACUCCCGAGGAGGAGGAACGACGACAGAUCCGCAGGGAGAGAAAUAAAAUGGCAGCGGCCAGAUGUCGCAAGCGAAGAAUGGAUCAUACCAAUGCCCUGUUAGAAGAGACUGAGGGUUUGGAACAAAAGAAACAGUGCUUGCAAGAAGAGAUCCACCAGCUGCAACAGGCCAAAGACGAGCUCGAGUUCAUCCUGGAGGCUCAUAUGGCCGCUUGUCGACUUCGUUCCGAUUCACCUCCGGACGUGAAACCUGUGAUAAAGCCAGAGCUUCCGACGGAGGAUAAAUUCGUCGCGGCGGCCGCUCAAUUCGCCGUGGAUGCAGCCGCGGCAGACACGACGAAACGCGACACGUUGAACGCCGCGACGAGACCAAACAGACCGAACUCGUUGCCGGUCGGUUUCGACAAUAACAAUCGACCGAACUCCUUGUCGAUCUUCAGCGAACCGAAAGAGAGGCCGGACACGCUCACGUUCAAAACGGUCGAGACGCCGUCUUUCAUGAAACCGUCGCUAGAUGUCGCCGGUAUGCCUAUCACAACGCCGACAAGUGGCAUACCGUUUAACUUCGAAUCGUUAAUGGAGGGCGGAACCGGCCUCACGCCCGUCUCCACACCCUUGAUACCAUCCUGUUCAACGCAACAAAGAAACAACCUGUCAGCCGUCGAUCUCAGCUCUCCGGAUGCGAAUCCACCGAAAUUAGUGAGUUUGUGACGCCAAGAUGAUCUCGAGUACGGAUCGAACGAGGACGAUCCCGAAUGAGAAAAUAAAAUCGCCACGUCGCCAUGUUUGAUUUAAAAAAGCAAUCGAUGAUGGGAAGCUGUGUACAGAGGACACGAGGAACCAUGACGAAGAGAGAAGAGAUGAAGAGAAAAAGGAUCGAUGGUUGAGAAUUCUUUUCUUUCGCAAAACACACACACAAAUACACACACACUACAUCACCGGAGAGAUAGAGAGUUGUUGUUUUACUACGGUUGUCAUUGAGAUCGACACGUGUGUUCGUUGGGCAGUAUUAUAACUAUACAUAUAUUUGGGAGAAAAAAGAAAUAUCUUUUACAACGAAUUUGUCAUUUCUCUUCUUGAUCGUUUAGAGUCUUUUUUUGAAAAAGAGACAAAACAGAGCGAACGCGUGUAGUUCGAACGUUUCAUUGGAUUUUUAAAUGGAAAAAUAGGCGUGUACACACAGAUACACACGCGUUCGAUUGCAUUUCCGACGGUGUUUGAAGAUGAAUUUUGUUUGUAACAAUAGAGUCGAGGGGUCUCGUCGCGUUUUUGAGGCCCUCGAGGACACUCGUUUGUA
This is a messenger RNA of Habropoda laboriosa, 2096 nucleotides long. RefSeq names its product transcription factor kayak (gene kay). Lineage: Eukaryota; Metazoa; Arthropoda; Insecta; Hymenoptera; Apidae. The record is from RefSeq and is a predicted model, not a curated record. Gene Ontology annotation, molecular function: RNA polymerase II cis-regulatory region sequence-specific DNA binding; DNA-binding transcription factor activity, RNA polymerase II-specific. The transcript is spliced from 3 exons. Gene Ontology annotation, cellular component: nucleus. The coding region runs from base 395 to 1510 and encodes 371 amino acids. Gene Ontology annotation, biological process: regulation of transcription by RNA polymerase II.